CCUCCUCUCUCCUCUUCUCUCCAGGUUUUGUUCAAAAUGUUUCUUGGGAGUGCAAACUUCGGGGAAGCAGCUCAUUUUGUGUCCACCCUGGGCUUCUUCAACUUCAUCUUCAUCUCCAUCACCCCCAUCAUCCUCUACUUCACAAAGGUGGAGUACUGGUACCCCUUCUCUGCUGUGCCGUGGGGUUACCUGUGUGGAGUAGCUGGCCUCUGGUUAGCUUUCAAUAUCCUGGUUAAUGUUGGGGUGGUGCUGACCUACCCCAUCCUGAUCUCCAUCGGCACCGUGCUC
This is a messenger RNA of Cyanistes caeruleus (blue tit), 288 nucleotides long. The record is from RefSeq and is a predicted model, not a curated record. NCBI's taxonomy places the organism in Eukaryota, Metazoa, Chordata, Aves, Passeriformes, Paridae.